AUGUUCAGAACUGAGAAAAGCAAAUUUACCUUCAGCCCAGGCCAGCUUUCUAAGUUGCUCAAUCCCAAGAGCCUCAACGCCUUUUAUGCCCUUGGGAGAAUUGAUGGUAUAGAGAAGGGACUGCAUACAGAUCGCAAUACUGGCCUCAGCGCCGAUGAGUCCACAGUGGCUGGAGAGGUCGCAUUCCACGAAGUUGCGCCAAAAAGAACACCAAAACACGGGAUGGCUGGUGAUGUAAUACCAGAGAGUAAUGCUGAAGCAGCAGUUCAUAUUCCUCCCCCUGAGAAUCCCAACUCUACUAGGAUUUUUUGCGACCGAAAAAAGAUCUUCAGAGACAAUCGCCUUCCUGAUAAGAAGACAAAAUCCCUCUUGGAGAUUGCCUGGACUACCUAUAACGACAAAGUUCUCAUUCUCUUGACCAUUGCGGCGAUUAUAUCACUAGGUCUAGGCCUUUGCCAAACCUUUGGAGGCGAGCAUAAAAAAGGGGAGCCCAGAGUCGAGUGGGUUGAAGGUGUCGCAAUUAUUGUUGCUAUCGUUAUUGUUGUGCUGGUCGGUAUGAUCAACGAUUGGCAUAUGCAGCGACAGUUCACCCGGCUCACUAAGAGAGCCAAUGAUCGUAUGGUCAAGGUUAUUCGUUCAGGGAAGUCCCAAGAGAUAUCCAUCAACGACGUCAUGGUCGGGGAUGUCAUGCAUCUUGCCACGGGGGAUAUCGUACCAGUAGAUGGCAUCUUUAUUCAAGGCAGCGCCGUCAAGUGUGACGAAUCUUCAGCUACUGGAGAGUCGGAUCUGCUCCGAAAGACACCGGCAGCAGAUGUGUUCGAUGUCAUCCAGAAACUCGGCACCAAGGAGGCAGAGAAGCUCGAUCCUUUCAUCAUCUCGGGAAGCAAGGUCAAUGAGGGCAAUGGGACAUUUCUUGUGACUGCUGUGGGUGUGAAUUCCAGCUAUGGCCGAAUAUCAAUGGCCCUCCGCACCGAACAGGAAGACACACCUCUACAGAAGAAGCUCAACAUCUUGGCCGAUUGGAUCGCCAAAGUAGGUACGGGCGCCGCGCUGUUGUUAUUCGUCGUGCUCUUCAUCAAGUUCUGUGCUCAGCUUCCCAACAACCACGGAUCUCCCUCUGAGAAGGGUCAAGAAUUCAUGAAGAUUUUUAUCGUCUCAGUCACUGUUGUUGUAGUGGCUGUCCCCGAAGGAUUGCCUUUGGCAGUCACACUAACACUGAGCUUUGCGACUGUCAAGAUGCUCCGCGACAACAAUCUCGUUCAAAUCCUCAAGGCCUGCGAGGCGAUGGGCAAUGCCACGACUGUUUGCUCUGAUAAAAACUGGGACACUUACCCAGAAUAA
Fusarium musae is the source of this 1341-nucleotide messenger RNA. RefSeq lists its product as uncharacterized. The transcript has 2 exons. Gene Ontology annotation, cellular component: intracellular membrane-bounded organelle. Gene Ontology annotation, molecular function: P-type calcium transporter activity. NCBI's taxonomy places the organism in Eukaryota, Fungi, Ascomycota, Sordariomycetes, Hypocreales, Nectriaceae. The record is from RefSeq and is a predicted model, not a curated record. Gene Ontology annotation, biological process: intracellular calcium ion homeostasis. The coding region runs from base 1 to 1341 and encodes 446 amino acids.